GACUGGCCCACUUAUCAAUCAUUUAAACGCGGAUAUAUUCUGUUCUCAGCAUCAACAUGUCCGGUUGCUGCGUAAACGGUUGUACGAAUCGCUAUUCCACCGGCGGACUAAAGUUUCAUAGGAUUCCUAAAGGCUCGCACCCAUUUCAGAGCAACAGACGGCGGCUGUGGCUGCAGGCGAUUAAACGUGUGGACUGGAAUGAGGACAGAAUCAAAAAUGCUCGUGUCUGUAGCGCCCACUUUAUAUCAGGCGAGAUGUCAUUGGACUCCAGUAGUCCUGAUUUUGUGCCAUCUGUGUUUCCAGACCCAAAACAAAGCCAGAACCCAGGUGGAAAGAUGGACAGAAAACAUAAAAUGGAUGAGGCAAGUAUUAAGCGUCAACGCGAAUGCAAGAGGAAAUGGGCACCGGCAAACUAUGCUCUGAAGAAGAAAAACAAAUGUGAAGUGCUGUCCUUUUCUUCUGACCGUGGUGAAGAUUCCAGUGUUGAGGAUGUACUAGAACAACCACUUUUGGACUCUGGAGAACAACCGUUAAAUGUGAAUACAAGUGAAUUCAGUGGCAUAAACACUAGUAUUGUCAAAAUGGACAAAAAUGACUCCAUUUGCGAUGCUGACUCAGAGGACAAGAAUUCAAGUGUGGAUGUUGAGUUGGAGGACAAUGGUGCAAGCUGGAGUUUGAUAGAUGAACAUGAACACCUCAUAUUAUCAAGUUCUGAAAAUGAAUAUGACGGUGAAGAAAGUGAUGACAUUUCCUUUUCCGAUGGACUGUCAAAAUGGGUCAAUCAAUUUGAUGUGAAACGUAAUGCCGUUGACAGUCUCCUGAAAUACCUGCAAAAGAAAGGUCAUCCUGGGCUGCCUGCUACAGCCCGUACUCUGUUGAAAACCCCCAGAGCCAGGUUUAUCAUUCAUCUCCAAGGUUUGCAUAUUACAUUCAUUAAAAACAAACAGUAA
This is a messenger RNA of Neoarius graeffei (lesser salmon catfish), 950 nucleotides long. RefSeq lists its product as uncharacterized. The coding region runs from base 57 to 950 and encodes 297 amino acids. Gene Ontology annotation, molecular function: sequence-specific DNA binding. Lineage: Eukaryota; Metazoa; Chordata; Actinopteri; Siluriformes; Ariidae. The record is from RefSeq and is a predicted model, not a curated record. The transcript has 3 exons.